AUGACACCCUCCAUCUUCAACAACGAAUACUCACGGGGCCCACUUUACCAGUACUGGAAAGAGCGCAGCGCGGAGGAGAAAACGACGCGAGACCAACGUAUCGAAGAGGCCAAGAUCCGCUCCAAGGGCUUCCAGCCAUUCUCCCCGACACCGGGUCCCUCGAGUCAGGACUCAUAUAUGCGUCGUGCCACUAGUGGGCCGCCGGGCUAUGUAGCCGCGACUACUACUGGACGCUGCAAUGGUGGCGAGAGGGAAUCGAUGCGAUCAGCGUUCUCUUCGGAGCCUGAAACAACGUCAAAUGCGGCUUCAGCAGCCGCAGCAAGGCCUAAUCACGGCGAUCUCCCUUCAUACGUCGACGCCACUAGGGCUACAGCAGCAGCAGGUCCCACUCCCUCCCAGCCCUCGGCCAGCCAGGCGGGUGGAUCUCAAGGCGAGCGCCAGCAAUCUCAAUCAGCACUGCUCAGCAGCGCCGAGGAUAAAGCGCGCCUCGCGCAGCUGGAAGCACAACGGCGCCAGAUCGACGAGGACGCCGGCAUGGCGAGGACUGUAUCUGCUGCAAGCGAAGUAGAAGCGGGUGAGCGGCAGCUGUCGACGGCCAGCGAUACCAGCCAAGGCACGCCCAGGAGGAAGAGCACAGCGUCGAAGGUUGGCAGGUGGCUCGCGGACGCGGCGACUGGGUUUUCGAAGAAGCAGGAGCGGUUUUGA
This is a messenger RNA of Exophiala aquamarina CBS 119918, 705 nucleotides long. RefSeq lists its product as uncharacterized. The transcript has a single exon. The record is from RefSeq and is a predicted model, not a curated record. Bases 1 to 705 code for a protein of 234 amino acids. NCBI's taxonomy places the organism in Eukaryota, Fungi, Ascomycota, Eurotiomycetes, Chaetothyriales, Herpotrichiellaceae.